This is a messenger RNA of Lodderomyces elongisporus, 1440 nucleotides long. RefSeq lists its product as uncharacterized. NCBI's taxonomy places the organism in Eukaryota, Fungi, Ascomycota, Pichiomycetes, Serinales, Debaryomycetaceae. The record is from RefSeq and is a predicted model, not a curated record. The coding region runs from base 1 to 1440 and encodes 479 amino acids. The transcript has 2 exons.
AUGGUACAAAUAAUGAAAGAAAAUCUUGAGACUCAUGCACAAUGCAUACCAACACCCAUAACCGCCACCACCAAUACCACCAAUACCACCACUACCAUUACUAAAAACAAAAUUUUGCACUCACCACCACUGCCGUCCAAACACACAAAUCUCAAUACAAAUGUCAAUACAAAUAUCACAUUUAAUGCAUCUCAGAGUCAAUUGCAAUUACUAUACCAAUUAACAAAAACCCUCAACGCUAAACUUGAAACUCUAUUGGAAGAUGAACAACUGACUUAUCCAACGCUUAUUGACCAAUACGAAUCCAUCUCAUUUACAGUAGAUACUGAUAGUAUGCAAGAAUUAAGAAUUGCAUUGCCUUCAGACGAAUUAACCGGAAACAAAAACUUGGAUGUGAAAAUAGUAGUAUCUUCUGGAAAAUCCAUCUUUGACGAAACGUGGACUUCUUCAGGAGAAACACAAGAAGAAACAGAACCAGAAAUAGAAAUAGAAAUAGAAACAGAGAAAAUAAAAGAGAGAUUAAUAAGACCACCAAAUACAAUAAUACCUAAUCAUUCACAACCACCACUUCCAUCUCAAUCUUUGAAAAAGACAAAGAGUGAAGGACCCUUGAGUAUUCAUCACUUUGGUACUGGUAUAGAAAAAAUUGAAAACACCAACUGUGAAACCUUGUCAAUAAUCAACCUUCAAAACACAAGGAAAGUUUUAGAGUGUAGCACAAUUUUACCAAAUGUAACUUAUCAAACACGACAAUUAGCUCUUCAGUCAAUAAAUAAUAGAUCAAAUACCAAUAUUUCAAAUAAUAUAAACAAUGGCACUAACAAUUUAAUGGAAUAUUCCGCUACUUUAAGCAACAACAAGUAUCCAGCAAGAGAUGAAAACAAUCAAUUUUCAAAUAUUGAAUACGAUUUAUCUCUGUUGCAAAGAUAUGAUAUUGAUGACGACGAAAUUCCCUUUAUAGUAAAUCCAAAUCCACAAUUGCUAAUAUUACUAGAUGAGUACUUACUUAGCGAAGAUGAAGUAGAAGAAGACGAUGAAGUCGCAGAAGAAGAAGAAGAAGAAGAGGAGGAAGAAGUGGGAACCAACAACACUUUGGAGAAUUACAAAAAUACUGAAAUAGAAUUUUCCUUUUGUACAGAACCCCAGCUACAUCAUCAAGAUUAUUCACUACAUAAAAUACUGCCCUCUGUUACAAUUGAAAAGAGCAAAUAUGAUGAAAAUAAAGAAUAUUAUGACAUAAAUCUGCAAGAACAUAAUCUGCAAAAUAUAAUGAAUGGCGAGGUUGAAUCGAACACAAAUUUAUAUCUAAGAAAAGUGUUAAACGACUCAGGGCCUUUUUAUACAGACCCGUAUGGCUCAGAAGGUAUUGAGGCUGAUACUUCAAAUGACGAAAUGGGAGGAUAUAAUCCAAUGAAUGUGGUACAAAUCGGAAACUUUUAA